Cydia pomonella (codling moth) is the source of this 3024-nucleotide messenger RNA. Its product is annotated as inner centromere protein B. The record is from RefSeq and is a predicted model, not a curated record. Bases 817 to 2181 code for a protein of 454 amino acids. The transcript has 8 exons. NCBI's taxonomy places the organism in Eukaryota, Metazoa, Arthropoda, Insecta, Lepidoptera, Tortricidae.
GCGCUAUUUUCAUCCCCCAAGAAGGUAUUCGAGGGUAUAACAUGAAUGGGUAAAGAAAAUACGUAAACAUUGCCUUUGUAGAUACUUUCACAAUCGGUUUCCAGGUGAGCGCGCCGCGCGUUCAUCUUCUUCAGCACAUUGACGUCAUCAGAACACAGCCGCUGGAGCCACUAUUGUCAAACACAUACAGCGUGUGCAGUGCGGCACACGCAAUGUUACACCAAAAACAAUCCAACUAACUAAGACAACCAUGCCAAAAUGAUCUUAAAUACCUCUUUGAUAAGGCAUACUAUCCAGGACGAACUCUGGAGGGCUUGAGUCGUUCGGGAAUCAAAAUGUUUUUAGCCCAACCGAUCCUGUUUUGAAGUACGCCUGCGCAAAAAACACUCGACGCUCAGAACGCGCUUUCAGUCAAAGUACGGCGGCGCGCCGGCUCGCGCGCUCGCUGCCUUUGGCCGGGCCUGGUACGACGGGUUUCAAUGAAAGACCCUUUUCAUCACUAAAAAGAGGCCCCUCAGAGCUUUAUUGGCACCCAUGCGUGGGUAAAACAUGUCAAUUCAACGCGCCGUGGAUGGACGGUAGGCGAAAACUGCGGCAGUGUCUUCCGUUAUACUUGUGAAUGUGAUUGACUGCUUUAAGAGUGUGCAGAUGUUUUGAUGAGGUGGCGCAACCAGAACGCUGUGUAAAUAUUGGUCUAUUCAAGCAAUAACUUAGAAACCCCGUAGUUCUAGACUAAGUCAAAUUCUUCCAUACGUGUAAACUGUGUUGUGUAAAAAUGUGUGUGAACCGUGUACUGUAGUGUAAAAUGGUGGUAAAAUGCCUGCGCGGUCGUCGUCGAGUUUGAUGCGACCGUUCGUGGUGCUGGCCCUGCCCGGAAUGUAUUUGCUGUACAAGUACAACCAGUACCGACAGCAGCAGAUGGAGACCGCGCGGCGCCGCGUCACUGAGCGGGAGCUUAUGCACCUUAACACCAAAAUCGAUAAGUUGCUCAAUAAGCUAGAGGAGAAUGAGCCAGAGUUAGCGUCAUCGCCCGAAGAAGAGUGUGUAAUAUGCGUGAACGCAAAAGCGACGAUGCAGACCUCGCCGUGCGGGCACCGCGUGGUCUGCCGUCGCUGCUUCGUGAAGACCAUCCAAAUGGCCGUCAGCCAGCGGCUGCUGCCACUCCGCUGCGUCAUCUGCCGCGCCAAGAUCCUGCGACUGCGGCAGGCGCCGCGGUUGGUCACUAGCAAGAGCUGGCAGGUGUCGAGUGGCAGCAGUAAAUCAUGGGGCGUGCCGGGCUCCGUCUCCAGUUACUCGGUGGGCGCGCGCUCCGUGCCCGCCUCCGCUUCGCUUUACUCUGUGACCAGCGGCGAGUCUUCCCUCUCCGGAGUGUCUUCCGUAUCGUCAAACAGUGGCGGCGUAAGCGCCGGCUGCUCGACGAAGCUCUGCGGCGGCGCCAAGUGCGGUGGAGCCUGUCUGGGCGCCGUGCCGCGCGCGCCGGCGCCCGCGACCGCCCCUCCGCGGGCCAGGCAGCCCGCGUCCAACUCGCUGCGGCGCUCGCAGCAUCAUAGCAUGAAGGCCCGCCUACAAGACUACCAAGUGCACAGCUACACGGGCGGGCCGGGGCCGGCGGGCGAGCCCUCGGGCCGGCUGCCCCCCAUCCGGGAGUUCCAGCGCGAGUUCCGCGAGGGCCGCCGCGAGAGCGCCGCCGCCUCCGCCUCCACUAGGAUAAGAUGCGCCCAAAAAAUAGUAACACAAUUAGAAACGUCACCGCAAAAAAACAAGGACCACUUCUUUCGACCGCUCAAAGCGCCGAGCAAAGACGACCCGCCCAAAUCCAGAGAUCAAAGCAAAGAGACUGAACGGAAAAAAGAUAACCCCAAAGCGAAGCCCAAAAAAGAAGACAAGAAAAAGAAAGAAGAAGAGGCUACAAAUCAAGAAGAUAAGAACAAGAAAGAUGAAAGCAGUGACAACAGAAAGAACGAAAUAGCGGAGCGGAAGAAGGAAGAGAAACUAAGGCUUAAAGCGGAAAAGGAAGCUAAGAAAGAAGCCAACAGGCUGGCUAAAGAGGAAGAGAGACAAGCUAAACUCUUAGCCAAAGAAGAAGAACGUCAGGCCAAACUAUUAGCGAAGGAAGAAAAGAAAAAAGCCAAGAAGGAAGCAAAGCUCGCGGCGCAAGCGGAGAAGGAGAAAAACAAAUGAACGUUUAAAUUUUUACAAUGUAGUACAUGUAGCCGUCUAGUAACUAGAUUCGAGUAUUGUUAUUGAGGGAAUCGUACAACAAUUUUAAUAGAACGUAUUCAACAAUACUAAUAGUCCAUAAUAUAGAGAAAUAAGUAAGCAUAGAGUGCACGCUUCAAACAUCAGUUUUAUUACCAAAACGCUUAUUAUUUUCGUACUCGACAUCUAGUGUCAAGUAGCGGAUUUAUCAGUACCGCUACUUGACACCAGAUGUCACGACUGUCACGACUGGCGAAAAGUGUAUUGCUCAACAAUUUACAACUAAUAUUACAAGCAAAAGGAGUUGAAAAUACAGUUCCGGUUAAUCCGGUUAUAAUAUUAGCUGAAAAUUGAUGAGCAUUAGACUUUUGUUUCGUCGCGACAUCUAUUGUCAUGUAGCAAUACUGAUAAUUCUGCUACUUGACGCUAGAUGUCGACUGCGAAAAUAAUAAGCGUUUAGGUAAGAAAACUGAUGUAUGGAGCGAGCACUCUGUGCUUACUUAUUUUUCUAUAAUAAUACACAGUUAUGAUUAACUACAAUAACAAAUAGGACGUAAUAAUAAACCGAGAAAUGUUUUGACGUUACUUCAUUUUAGUCGUUGCUUUGAUACUCAUUUAUAGGACAUUAAUUUAUUUAUACUUUUGUUACAAGCAGAAAACUGUUGUUUAAAUUAGGAAUGUUUAGUUGUAAGAUCUUUAAUUAUGAGCGGGGCUCGAACAAAUCAUGUGGAUGACGCAAAAGUGACGUAAUUUUGCCUGUGUGCAACAUGUACAUGUCGCACUAACUAACAAAAUAAUAAUAAUUGCGGAAGUUUUCAUUUUGUA